Molecule: messenger RNA, 1456 nt
Organism: Paramecium tetraurelia
Lineage: Eukaryota; Ciliophora; Oligohymenophorea; Peniculida; Parameciidae
Exons: 3
Biological process (GO): endoplasmic reticulum unfolded protein response
Cellular component (GO): endoplasmic reticulum
Molecular function (GO): protein binding
Source: RefSeq, a predicted model, not a curated record
AUGGAAGGAAUUUUGUUUGAAUACGCGAGUAAAAUUAUAUGGCCAGAGUAUAAUUAUAUAAAUGUGCUGCUUGAAUUUUCAGUCUUAUACAUAUUGUAUUCCCUAUACAAGGUGAGUAUUAAGAAGUUUAUAAAACAUUAAGCCUAUGCAAAAAUUACUAGAGUUGAAAAAAUUAGCAAUGAAGAGAAUGUUAAGAAACCCAAGUAAAGUACUUAAGAAAAAUAGGAGAAAUCAUAGAAAUAGGGAAAGAAAAAGAAUUCUGAAAAAGAGUAGUAAUAAUAAAAAGAUGCCUAAAAACAACAAAAUAAACAGGAGAGCUAACAGUAAAAAUAAGAGAAUCAUUCUAAUAUAUCAUAUAAGGAAUUGCUGAAAUAGGAGAAGCAUAAUAAAUCAUUGUAAAAUAAGGAAAAAUAGAAAUCAACUGGAAAAAUUACUCAUCCACUAUAUUUAUCUUCUGUAAAAGGAUUCUCUGAUUACAUAACCGAUUUUGCAUACAAUAAUAGAUAUUUGAUAGCAACAGGAUUUGAUAAUAGUAUCAAAUUAUUUGAGAUGGAACAAUUUUUCAAGAAUCCAGAUUAACCUAAAUAUUUAUUCCAUACUUUGAAUGACACACAUGCAACAGCAAUCUGUAUAUCUAAAAAAGAGGAGAUCGCUUAUUUUUCAGCAAACAACCAAUUAUUCAAUUUAGAAUUCUACCCAAAAGCAGAAGAUAAAUAAUAUUUCAAGGUAAUUCCUAAAACUAAAAAUUGUCAUAAAAGUGAUAUCAAUAGUUUACAUGUUGAUGAAAAUGAUAAAAUUCUCAUUUCUACAAGUUCAGAUACUCACAUCAAGGUAUGGAAUAUGAAGGGAGAACUGUUGAAGGAAAUUAAUACAUCAUAUGGUGAACAUUAUAGUUCUUGUUUUAUGAAGGGUUUUUUGGUAGUGAGUUCUUGGAGUGUAGACACAAGCAUCUAUGAGAUCAAGUUCAAUAAGGAUCACACAUUUAGGACUCUGGAAAAAGAGGAAGUCUUAAGAGGUGAGAAGACUAGUGUAUUGGAUGCAAGUCUAAAUGAGCAUGGAACUCUAGCUACUUUGUGUAAUAAGUCAUAGUGCAGAGUGUAUAGAUUGAACACUGAGAGAAAGCUUAAGGAAGAUGCUAAGUUAUUGACUAAAGUUGAACUUCAAAAUAUCAGUGCAGCUGCAGUAAAUGAAAACAUUCUGGUAGUAGCUGCUGAUGGAAACGUACAUGUUUAUGACAGAAAUUUCUAAUAAAUUGAUUAAAUCGAUAAUGCUGCCAAUGGUGCUUAUAUUAAGAGAGUGAGAAUUCAUGAGUUGCAUUCUAGUCUAAAGAACAAGAAUUUCUAUGUUUGCUUUGUGUGGGGACAAGAGGAGGAAAGAAUCAAUGUCUAUAAUUUUACCAAGUAUCAUGAAUGAUCAAUAUAUAUUAAUAAAAAUAUGAAAGCACAAACUUUUAUUA